Molecule: messenger RNA, 702 nt
Organism: Brenthis ino (lesser marbled fritillary)
Lineage: Eukaryota; Metazoa; Arthropoda; Insecta; Lepidoptera; Nymphalidae
Source: the annotation of a GenBank genome assembly
AUGGGUUUAAAGAUAAUUGCACUGUGCUUGAUCAUCGCGUGUGCAGCAGUCAGCGGUAAUUACAGGAACGAUGGAUUUAUGCCCAGUACCGGCUACCAACGCACAGAGGACCAGCUAGCAGAGCCUUCGUCGCGCGUCGAGAAAGAACGCGAUGAAAGAGACAAUUCUGACCGGACGCAACGAUUUGGAAUAACCGGAUAUGGCAGCACUGGUCCUUACGGAUCAGCUCCCGGAAUAUACGGACCACUCAAGAUAGAUCUGGGUGGAGUACUCCUCGGUUCCAUUCUAGGGUUUGGAGCUAUUAUCAUUCUGCCCAAGAUCAUAAAUGCAUUUAGUUACGGUUAUGGAGGUUAUGGAAGAAGUGUAGAAUCAGACCUUGGUCAGGUGUCGGACAUGAUCAGCGAAUUCGACCAGAUGUUAUCGAGGUACAAUAUAGACGGAGGGUCGUGUGUUCGACGCCUGGCUUGCGCAUACGUACAGAUCGCGAGUGAAAACACGCAGUCUGGUAACGCUACGGACUUCGAUUUGUUACUUAAUAAUGUAUCAAGUAAUUCGUUAGUCCAUCGAAUGCUUGACGGUACAUCUAUAUACGAGGCCAUGUCAGCUGGUCGGUCUUUAGACACCGACUGCCAACAUCUCUACCCCAAGUGUAAACUGGACAAGAAAACUGUUGUGAAGAUGAUCACACAACUUGUACCUUCC